UUUUUCUCCCUUCUCCUUGCACCUGUUGUCCUUGAUCCUUACACACAUUAUCAGAUCAACAUGUGCAAGAUGAUGGACUAUGCUCUUGCACUAACAGAUGCCAUUGAGAAGAUCGCAGACCCUGAGACCGCUGUUUUGGCUAUUGAUGAAGUCAGCACUUACAGAGAAUGUCGUGGGAGGUUUGGCUCAAGGUUGGCACGUUCCUCUGUAGAGAAAAUGUCACCAACUGAGUGGUGGUUCCAAUUUGGAGGGGAAGUUCCUAAUCUGCAGAAGUGUGCCUUGAGGAUUGUAUCACAAUGCGUUUCGUCAAGUGGCUGUGAGAGGAAUUGGAGCGCUUUUGCUUUGGUCCACACGAAGCAAAGAAACCGUCUUCUAUAUGGCAAGCUGCACAAGCUUGUAUCUGUGCGCUACAACUUGAAGAUACGUGCUGAAGAAGAAGAAGACCCGGUGAGAGAGAAUGAUAAGCAGAAGGAAGUUGAUGCAUGUGCAAUGAUGAUGGAUACAACCAUGUUUGAUGCAACAAAUCCUAUGAUGGAAUGGUUGAAUGAGGAUGAGGAGCAUGCAAUCUUGGAUGGAGUUGAUGCUGCUAGCGCCGUGUUUGAGAAAAUACGUUUGCUUAACUCAAGUAGGAAAGUGUCUCGUCUUGCAAGGAAGGAUAAUGGCAGGAAAAGAAAGAGGGUAGAGGAAGAAGAGGAUGACUACCAUGAUAGUGAGGAUGAUGAUGAAGAGAAUGAGGAGCUGGACCUGGAAAUUAAUGAUGAUGGUAGCCAUGAUGAUGGUGCAAGUCAAUCUGAUGGAGGAGAUUC
Messenger RNA from Triticum aestivum (bread wheat), 806 nucleotides. RefSeq lists its product as uncharacterized. The record is from RefSeq and is a predicted model, not a curated record. The transcript has 3 exons. The annotation marks the transcript as partial. Gene Ontology annotation, molecular function: protein dimerization activity. Lineage: Eukaryota; Viridiplantae; Streptophyta; Magnoliopsida; Poales; Poaceae.